AGGGAAGGGUUGUAUCCAUCGGGACUGGUGGAACACCAUGAUGAAAUCAAGCACUCUCCUCUCUAAACAAACUUAGAGGGGAUUGUAAGGUCAGCCCAGCGGUGAGACAGUGUGCGGAAAAGGGAAGUUGCGAGAAGCGGAUCACGUUCAUCAACGCGCCCGAUCCGGUCCAGGCAGCAGAGACCGCGUUUAGACGUGCAGGGUGGAAGAAGUUUCUUGUUAUCCACAACAUGGGUCAAGACUUGGGAAAAUUUGCCGAGUGGGGCAUGGGAGAUCUGACGACAAACCUCAAGAAAUAUGAUAGGGAUAAAUCCGGCACUUUCUGCCCUGACGAGGGAACCGAUGCGGUGGUGGAGGGCGGCUUGAAGGCAGCUAUGGCUAGCUUGUCCGAUCUGCUCGGAGGCGUAUCUCCUCGAGUGACGAACAAGAUACUACACGCGUUCAACGAGCUUUUGUCUAAAUGGAAGGCCAAGUCAGAUGAAGAGCUAGAGGUGAAUUUUAGCGGCUUCAACAAGGACAAGCCCUCCAGCGCUUUUCCCAACGCUUUUCAUGAGAAAGGCGGUUCUCCUUGUAUUGAC
Amoebophrya sp. A25 is the source of this 578-nucleotide messenger RNA. The record is from the annotation of a GenBank genome assembly. NCBI's taxonomy places the organism in Eukaryota, Dinophyceae, Syndiniales, Amoebophryaceae.